Fonsecaea multimorphosa CBS 102226 is the source of this 1632-nucleotide messenger RNA. RefSeq lists its product as uncharacterized. The record is from RefSeq and is a predicted model, not a curated record. Gene Ontology annotation, cellular component: nucleus. Lineage: Eukaryota; Fungi; Ascomycota; Eurotiomycetes; Chaetothyriales; Herpotrichiellaceae. The transcript has 2 exons. Gene Ontology annotation, biological process: double-strand break repair via single-strand annealing; mitotic recombination; DNA recombinase assembly. Bases 1 to 1632 code for a protein of 543 amino acids.
AUGCCUGCUGUAGGUGACCAACACAAGCCGAAUGGCAGCACCACAGCCAACCCGUUCGAAGAGCAAACCCCUCGAAUAACGGAAUAUACAGCCCAAGAGAUCGCAACCUUGCAAAGUCGGCUAGACAAGCAAUUAGGACCGGAAUAUCUCUCGUCACGCUCAGGACCAGGUGGCACAAAAUUACACUACCUGGCAGCCGACAAGGCCAUCAGUCUUGCCAAUGAGGUCUUUGGUUUCAAUGGCUGGAGCAGCUCCAUUCAGAACAUCCAGAUUGAUUUCGUCGACGAGAACCCUCAAACUGGAAAGAUCUCCCUGGGUCUCUCCGUGAUUGUCCGAGUGACGCUGAAAGACGGCUCACACCACGAAGACAUUGGCUACGGACAAAUUGAGAAUUGCAAGGGCAAAGCGGCUGCUUUUGAAAAGGCCAAAAAGGAGGGUACUACAGAUGCGUUGAAGAGGACUUUGAGAAAUUUUGGGAAUGUCUUGGGGAACUGCGUCUACGAUAAGAAUUAUUUGUCCAAGGUCACAAAAAUGAAGGUUGGAAGCACAAAAUGGGACGAGGGUAUGCUGCACCGACACGCAGACUUUGCGCCCAAAAAGGCGCCAGAAGAGAAAAAGCCGAACGUUUCUGCACUCGCGCAAGAAGAGACGCCAGAAUUCGAGGACAGUUUCGAGCUGGCAGACUUUGAAGAGCUUGAUUUUGAAGGGGUCGAAACAGGGCAUCCAGAUGAGGUCGCAUUACCUGCAGAAGCGACAGAUUCCACAAACAAGUCAAGUUAUUCGGCUUCAGAACGGAUGCACGCACAAAGCAGACCAGAUCAGACAACUACACCUUCCAAACCACCAGCCAAUGCACAUCCUGAUCUUCGAGUGGCUCUCCUAAAAGCCCCUCAGACUCUGCCGACAACGACAGUGAUACCUCAACCUUUGCCUGGGCAACGGCAACAAGGCGCACCGGUCCCUAUUGCAAAACCCUCUAUAGGAGACUCUCGACUUCCUGUUGACAAUCUCUCUCGAGCAGCUUCACCCAUAUCUACCCAUCAUUUACCUCCUCAGCAAGCCGGUCAAGGCAUUGGCUUCUACUCAGCCAAGGCUGCCGAAGCUCUGGAUGAAAACAACAACGUGAUUUCCGCCGCAGCGGCAGCAGCUCCCCGGUUCAACCCGCAUGCCGAAAGUCCGUCGAUCCGCAAAACCUCUGGGGUCAACCACAACAGAUCUAUACCCUUGAAGCGAGACCUGACUCCCGACACCACCAAUUUACGGACGAAUGUCAUCAAUCCACAAUCAGACCCGAUGAGACGGUUGGGGGCUCCUGGCCACCCCAGCGGGCAGAUUUCGUCGGGCACUCGAGGGCCUAACACCUCUGCAUACCGACCUCCCACCAGACGGGGGCCUCCGGAAUCAGGCACCACUAGUCACACAAUGAGCUCAGUAGACGUGGGGGGCGGAGUAGACCGCGUUUUACAGGCAGCAAAAAGGACACCGUUGGGAGAUGUGAGCAAUAUGCAGCAGCAGCAUCACGUAACUUCAAUCACCGCGGACGGUGCCGAUGCUAAAAGACAGCGGCUGGGUGAUGUCGGCCAGAGCGGCACUGAAGAAGCGGUCGCCGGUAUCCCAAGGAUCAGCGGGUGA